Bombyx mori (domestic silkworm) is the source of this 3567-nucleotide messenger RNA. Its product is annotated as sorting nexin-4. The coding region runs from base 142 to 1401 and encodes 419 amino acids. The record is from RefSeq and is a predicted model, not a curated record. Gene Ontology annotation, biological process: protein transport; positive regulation of autophagosome assembly. Lineage: Eukaryota; Metazoa; Arthropoda; Insecta; Lepidoptera; Bombycidae. Gene Ontology annotation, cellular component: SNARE complex; early endosome membrane; plasma membrane. Gene Ontology annotation, molecular function: phosphatidylinositol-3-phosphate binding. The transcript has 10 exons.
GUCACUGAUGACGUUUAACUGCUAUUUUGACGUAUUUAUUUUGUCAUAUCACUGCCUACCUGAAGAAUUAAAAAUUAAUAAUUUGGGAAAUCCUCAUUCGUUUUCCGUAUAUUAAUUGUUUCUUUGUUAUCAAUAUUUAAAAUGUCUAAAGAUAAUACACCGGUCAAAUCACCUAAAUCGCCAAAAGCAAUAAAAACAGUAGAAGACUUCGAAAAUCAGGACACACUGUUGAAGCAUGUCGAUAUAACUAUUGUGGAGUCGGAGAAACGAGCUAAUGGUACUCUACACGUCAGAGAUCAUUACACAGUAUAUCUCGUCGAUUUAAAAGUUACAGAUCCUGAUUACAAAUUAGUACAGUCAAAAAUAAGCACAAUCUGGAGGAGAUACACUGAAUUCGAACAAAUACAUGAUUACCUACAAGUCACAUAUCCACAUGUUGUUAUACCUCCAUUACCAGAGAAAAGGGUGCUUUACGCGUGGCGCAAAUCGGACACUACAGACCCGGAGUUUGUGGAGCGCCGUCGAGCUGGCUUAGAAAAUUUCCUAUUACGAGUCGCAUCUCACCCUCGACUAUGUUUCGAUGAUCAAUUCAUUAAUUUCCUACAAGAAGAACAUGGUUGGCGGGAAACUAUCACCGAUAGUGGAUAUUUACUACAAGCUGAAAAUAAAAUAAAAUCACUGUCCGUAUCUAUAAGGUUGAAGAAGCCCGAUCCUGAGGUUGAGUCCUUCAAAAACUACGGGAAACAAUUAGAAACUAAUUUAGGAAACUUUUUAUAUACAAGAUCCAAAAUAAUAGAAAAAAAUUACGCUCUAUGUAAACUGCACGCGAAUUACGGCAAACUGUUUAGUGAAUGGAGCGUCAUCGAGAAGGAGAUGGGAGACGGAUUGCAGAAGGCCGGACAUUAUUUCGAUUCAAUAGCGGACAGUAUAGAUUCGGUUGCGGAAGACGAAGAACAGCUGGCGGACCAAUUAAAAGAGUAUCUGUUUUAUGCGGGAGCUCUGCAGCAGCUGUGCAGCAAUCAUGAGGCUCUCCAACGAAACCUGGAACAGGCACAAGACACGCUCAAUAAUCGGUUAGCAGAACGCACCAGAGCGGCGGCGGGAAAAUCCGGUAUAAUGUCCCGACUGUUUGGUACCACGGAUCCUGAUAUAGUGCGGGACCAAACUACGCGAGCUCUCGACGCUAAGAUACAAGCAGAUAACGAAGCUAUAGAAAAGGCUAAACUGGAUUUGGAAGAAUUCACAAAGAAAGUUAUGGUAGAAAUAGACCAUUUCCAGAAGCAAAAAGAUAAGGACUUGCACGAGUCGCUAGUAAAUUUCAUAACUUUACAAGUUAAAGCUGCGAAAAGGAAUUUGCAAGCAUGGACACAAAUAAAAGAAUGUCUACAGAAUAUGCCUUAAAAAAAUUUAUCCUAAAAUUAGUACUGAUUUUUAUACUGAUAUUUACCAAAACUUAAUUCACUGCUGUAUUCUAUCUACUAUAUCUUUUGUGAUACAAAUUUCAAAGCUUAUCGUUCAAGUUCACUUUGUAAUAUACGAAAAACAUUCAAGUCGGUACUAAAGAUGAUAGGAUGUAACAGAAUACAUUCCAGACCAUAACGUCGUCUGAUUGUAAAUAACGUGUGCAUCGAAAGCGUCAUCAAAGUUUUACUGUAGUCCAAAGACCAAAGAAAACAACCGUAAUUUUAAACUUAAAACAAUUUCUAGAGCACCUUCGGAGUACAACAACAAAUUGGCAUUAUUAUUUUUACAUAGCUUCGCAGUUCCACUUAUCAUAAGCCAAACCCGCCCCGCCAAUAACACUAGUUAAAAUGAGUCGACUAUUAUCAAAGCCGGCAAUCUGACUUUUGGACAAUUAUUGGUAAAUCAGAAAAACGAAUUAUUGACUUUGUAUUCCAUUGGCAGUCACAAAACUCUUCGGAACGACAACUUAGAUAAAUAACUGGUUAACUAUUAACCUUUAUUUAAUGCAGGUUUUGAACCGUAUUCUUUGAAGGAGACGAUUAUAUUCAAACCAAUCUGUAUUGACAUAUCAAUAACAUUUUUUUGUCCAAAUGCACAGAUUGCCACCUUUGAUAAUAGACGACUCAAAUAUAACUUACUAUAGAUACAUUAUCAUGUGUUUUUCUUUGGAAGCGUAAUUUUAUUACCCUAGGAAAAAUUAUUAUGUUGUAAAGCUGCAUUGUGAACCACUGUGAGAUUUUUAAAGAAAUUUAAACUAACACGUAGGUCAAUAUACUAAACUGCUAACCAUUAUAUGCGUAAAUCACUCAAGGAUGAUAUUAUAAAAAUGCUCAAACAAUUUUAAGGGCAUGAUCUUUGCUUCGGUAAUGAACUGAUGGAGUCUGUUGUACUAUGUAAAUAUAAUAUCAUAAACUAGGUAAGUGAUAAUUAAACUCUCGAUUAGAAUUCGAAAGAAAACUUAUUGAAAUUUUUACAGAUUGCUCUUAAUACACUCAACAUCUUCUUUAAGUUAACAAUAGAAAAUCAAUUAGAAACACUUAAUAAAUCGUAUCACGUACAGGGUGCAAUAUUUCAAAUAAAGUUAUGCAAAAUUAUAGUCCCGCCCCAGCAUCAUAUUUAAAAUUUCUAAUUUAUACACAUGCUGUAUAUAAAUCAAUGCUCUGCGACGACCUCAAUGACCUAUUUCCAGGAACGAAUAUUUUACUAAACAUUGCUCUUUCUUGUUACCUACAUUUGUUUUAUUAAUAAGAUACUUUAUACUUGUUGUUCUUAUUUAUUUUUGCAAUUUAAAGCUUAAAGAAACUGUACAAGCCGUGGCUAAGUUUAAAGCCGUCGUGCCCUCCGUAAGCUCCCUAGGGCUAUUUUAAAAACUUAUUUCUUGUUAUUAUUUACAAAACAACUGAGCUUUCGUUUUAUUGCCGACUUCAUUGUCAUUGGUUAAUCAUCAGCCCACUUUUUGUCUAAUGUAUGGCUCUUUUUAACUAGUCAUUUCCUCAGAAAUUCACUUUGUUGAGUGUUUAAUAAAUGAAUGGAAUAGGGUUGUCGAAUGAAGGAUAUUAUUAAUGAUUAAAAAUUUCUUAAAUUUAUUUCUUGAUUAUUAUUAUAAAUUUAAUGAAAGUGUAUGAGAUCAAUAAGUUUAAAAAGCAUAAUUUACAUAUUUUUUUUGAUAAUAUGUUAAAAUGUGAAUAUAUUUGCUUGAGUAAAUUGAGUGAUGAUUGUAUUUCUAGUUUCUAUGGUUUACAGUAGAUAAUUUUUAAAAUGAAACUAAAAUAAAAAAAUGCAGUCCAAUUAAAGUAAAUAUCAACACGAUAUGUUACCCAAAUGUAAUUAAUAAAGAUAUUAUUAUAAAUAAAAUUAUUAUUAAUUUAAUGAAUUAAGUAAUCAUAUUUCCAAGGUCACAUCUAAACGGAAAAAAGGAACAAUCAAUUUCUUCCUUUGCUUCUUACACUUAACUUCAAGACUAAAGUUAUAUAUAUUUUGCGCAUAAUUUGUACCUUAUAAACUUAUGGUCUAGCUAGUUUUAAAUUAUUCCAAUAAAUGAGAUGUAUAAUACCUUAAUUUUAAAACGUUUGUAAUAAAAUCGCAAAUUUUAUAUAAAAAAAA